Durusdinium trenchii is the source of this 396-nucleotide messenger RNA. The record is from the annotation of a GenBank genome assembly. Lineage: Eukaryota; Dinophyceae; Suessiales; Symbiodiniaceae.
AUGGCUGUUCUCCGCCCAUUCUGCUCGUUCUCCGCCGACACCGGGUCGAAUCUCCAAAAGAGUGUUGCUCGGGCCAAGUUUGGUAUGGACUCAGCGAUGGCGCAAGGCCCUGCUGCCAACAGGAUGCCGCCUCCACCCACAGCGCCGAAGCCUCCAGCGCAGCGCCCAGCCUGCUCUGGCCGGAAGCUACGGGAGGUAACCUGUGUGACCUUCGAAACAGGCCAAGGCCCUACCUUGGAGGACCUUAGCUGGAAUCACAAGCGACGGCAACAAGCCAGGGAGAGGUUGCACGGACCUGCUUUGGCCUUUUCAAGACAGUCCUCAGAAGACUCCAACUUCAUGGCGGACUUGGAGUUCCUCUUCGCAGGAGCUGGUGGGUCCAGUUCAUCAGACUGA